This is a messenger RNA of Rotaria sordida, 1338 nucleotides long. The record is from the annotation of a GenBank genome assembly. NCBI's taxonomy places the organism in Eukaryota, Metazoa, Rotifera, Eurotatoria, Philodinida, Philodinidae.
AUGGCUUAUCAAAUCAAUGACACAACCGAAACAAAUAACAUCUCAUCUGAUGACGAAUUAGAAAAAGAAAGGCAUUAUGGGACAACUGAAUUUCCAUACAAGGACAAUAGUAUCAACGAAAAUGAUUGGUCUUCAUCUGAUGAUAGUGAUAAUGAUAAUGAUAAUGACGAUGACAAAGAAAUAACUUACCAUCAUAAAGAAACAUCAAGUGACAAGAAUAUUGAUUGGAGUGAUAGCUCUUAUCUCACUCAUGAUGACCGUUUACAAUCUAUGACUCGAUUCGAACGUCGACAAGCAUGUUAUUACCAAGCGAAAAUUCAACAAAUUCGACAACAAUUAAGAAAUGAAAAUCUUAUUUUACGACCAAUUUAUAAAGAUAUUGGAUAUCAUGUGGAACUCAGUCGUUCAUAUCCGACUGCUAGUCAAAAUCGUUUAGCUAAAAUUGUUGAACGAGUUGAAACAACAUUGAACAAUUUAUUACAUUCCAAAUCUAUUACUGAAGCACAACAUAUGACUAUGAAAAUCGAUCGAUCUACAGUACGAAUGCAUUAUUUAAACUUCGUAUCAGACACACAUAAAGAAGGAAUUCCAGUUCAACCAACCAUGGUAUGUAAUAAUGGACCAACUAUAAGUAUUAGUCGUUAUCUUGGUCGUCUUCUUGGAUUACUUUUCAAUGAUGCAACUUAUUGUAAAAAAUUUCAUAAAGCUUAUAAUAUUAUACAUGCUAUGGAAUUCUAUCAGAAAAGUGGUCAACUUCGACCAACUACCUUAUUUGCUUCAUUUAAUAUUAAUGAUUUAUGUUUAAAUUUUUCACAUCAACAAGUUAUGGAUGCUUUAGAACAUUUCUUCAAUUCUUACAUCACAUCAGAUCAUUUAAUUCAAGGUAUGACAAUUAGUACAAUUUUUCAACUUGUUCGUCUCGUACUCGAUGAACAAUAUUUUAUUUACAAUUAUAAAUUAUAUCGACAAACUGCUGGUGGUGCUUCUGGUUCAUCAUUAACUAUUCCAUUAGCCUAUAUCUAUUUAUUUUAUUGGCAACAAAAUUUAUUACAAGAUCUUAUUAAUAAGCAUGAACUCUUUUUCAGAUAUCGAGAUGAAGCAUUUAUUACAUGGAACAGAUCUGAAGAUGAACUUCGUACAUUACUAACUAUGGCUAAUUCACAAUUUUCACAACCUAUAUGGAAUAUUACUGAUAUUGGAGCAACUAUUCAUUUUCGUGAUAUUCUAAUAACUAAUAAUAAUGGACUUCUUCAAACAAGUGUUUAUCAUGAACAAACAUUCGAACACAGUCUGUUACCACCAUCAUUUCGGGAUAUUCUUCAACCAGCAAUCAAAGAA